AUGUCUCACUACGUCUCCCUCCACUCUACCCUGCUUCGCCUCCUUGAUCGGCUCCCUUCUCCGCCAGUAGAGCUCUCCGAUGUCACAGUCAAUGCCCCCUUACCCAAUAUCAUCAGUCCGCCACCCACAAGCACAUGGGGAGGCAUGGGUACUAUCCCCACGUCAGACUCUGUGUUUGGCAAGGGUGAGAGGAAUCGCGAUCCUACUGCGUUCCUACGGGGGCAGGCCCGACUCCAGCGGCGUCACAUUCAAGAUGCGGCGCUCAGCUCGACUUCGACGCUGCCAGGGGCUCUGCGCGGCAAUAACGGGGCACAUGUCUCACUUCGCCUUGAUGAUUUGGUGAUAGAGAAGGAGAAGGACACCACGAACGCACCAUCCUCGUGCCGAAUUAAUCGUGCCACCGCUCCCAAUGAGGCCUCAAGGUGGCCGGCCACCCCAUACGGAACGAUGGGAUACGAGAACAACCGCAGUACAUCUCCUCAAGCCGUGCCCUCCGGCUCUAGUCUAUGGGUACGGAUACGGAUACGGAGGGGAUAUCACGGUUCUUUCAAGAUCUCGGGCAUACCUACGAACAGCAGGGUAGCGGGCCUGAUUUGGACGUCACCCGCGAAUCCCGCCGCUUCAUCCGUGCCCAGCUUUAACUCCACGCACGCCGAGUUUGGCCUCAACCAGCAAACGCAGCGUCCAUCUCCAUUCCGGGUACUCUACAUCUGGGGCUAUUUCGUCGCUCGUAUCAAGUAUUGCGCCGGUGGAUUCGUCAUGCCAACACUUCCCCCCCCCCACACAGACUUUUGA
Molecule: messenger RNA, 795 nt
Organism: Pleurotus ostreatus (oyster mushroom)
Lineage: Eukaryota; Fungi; Basidiomycota; Agaricomycetes; Agaricales; Pleurotaceae
Exons: 4
Coding region: 1-795 (264 amino acids)
Source: RefSeq, a predicted model, not a curated record